Messenger RNA from Carassius carassius (crucian carp), 1265 nucleotides. It is a transcript of the gene eif2b2, whose product is annotated as eukaryotic translation initiation factor 2B, subunit 2 beta. The coding region runs from base 103 to 1170 and encodes 355 amino acids. Gene Ontology annotation, cellular component: eukaryotic translation initiation factor 2B complex. The transcript is spliced from 8 exons. The record is from RefSeq and is a predicted model, not a curated record. Gene Ontology annotation, molecular function: translation initiation factor activity; guanyl-nucleotide exchange factor activity. Gene Ontology annotation, biological process: translational initiation. NCBI's taxonomy places the organism in Eukaryota, Metazoa, Chordata, Actinopteri, Cypriniformes, Cyprinidae.
GAAGAGCAGGAUUCAUGAACCGGAGGAGGUUUGUGUCUGGUUCCGCGAGUGUUCAAGCUGUCGAGUGAGUGAAAUCAGCGCUUUACUGAGACACUAGUCAAAAUGCCUGGCGCUGAUAAAGAGAUGGAUCUGUCCGAGCGCAUCGAGUCGUUUCUGUCCGAGCUCAAGCGCUGCGGCAGCGGGGCAGGAUCACUCCGGGGCUCCGCGGAAACUGCGCGAGAAACGACCGCUUUACUCCGCAAAAUCACCGCGCAGGCCCGCUGGAGCAACGCCGGUGAGCUGAUGGAAAUUAUACGGAAGGAGGGCAGAAGGAUGACAGCGGCACAGCCGUCUGAGACCACCGUUGGUAACAUGGUCCGCAGGGUGCUGAAGAUCAUACGAGAAGAAUAUGCCAGGUCCAGAGGCAGCAGUGAAGAGACGGAUCAACAGGAAUCUCUGCACAAGCUGCUGACAUCUGGAGGCUCCAGCGAAGACAACUUCAGACAACCCUUCCCUCAUCUCAAAGCCAAUGUCAUUGAAGCCAUCAACGAACUGCUGACAGAACUGGAGGGCACCACAGACAACAUCUCCAUGCAGGCGCUGGAACACAUUCACUCUAAUGAAGUCAUCAUGACCAUCGGCCGCUCCAGAACAGUGGAGGCUUUCCUGAAAGAUGCGGCGAGGAAACGCAAAUUUCACGUCAUCGUUGCAGAGUGUGCACCCUUCUGUCAAGGUCAUGAAAUGGCCACAAGUCUUUGCAAAGAGGACAUCGAGACAACGGUUAUCCCAGACGCGGCCAUUUUCGCUGUGAUGUCAAGAGUCAACAAGGUGAUCAUCGGCACACAGACGGUUCUGGCUAACGGGGGUCUGCGGGCGGUUAACGGCACACACACACUGGCUCUGGCUGCCAAACAUCAUUCGACUCCUCUCAUCGUCUGCGCUCCCAUGUUCAAGCUCUCGCCGCAGUUUCCCAAUGAGGAGGACACGUUUCAUAAAUUUGUUUCACCACAUGAAGUGCUUCCCUUUACUGAAGGUGAGAUCUUGUCUAAGGUCAAUGCUCACUGUCCGGUAUUCGACUAUGUUCCUCCAGAGCUCAUCACACUGUUCAUCUCAAACAUUGGGGGGAACGCUCCGUCAUACAUUUACCGCUUGAUGAGUGAACUUUACCACCCUGAAGAUCAUGAACUGUAGACCGAAAAAUAAAGAAUCUUGGACUUGCAUGUCUGGGCUUUUAAGAUUCUGUGAUUGUGAAUAUUUAAGCUACUGAUCCAUAUAUAAAGAGUAAA